AUGUCGACGACGGCGGCCUCUGCACCCAAUAGCGGGUCCUCCAUCGAUCAAAUCCGAGAUGCCUUCACACGGCUCGAGUCUGAAAUACAUGGUAGCGACGCUCGCAUGUUCAAGUCCACCUCAUUAGACGCCGUAAGAGAAGCUGCCAGGAUCAUCGAGAGAGACCAGGGGCAGAGACGGACUCUUCGAAAUCUUCGCAAGAUCGAACCGCUAUGUCAGGCUCUAGGCAGGUUUGGUGGGGCCAUUGAAACGCUAUGCCAGGGCACGCCAUACCUAUGCUUCAUAUGGGCUCCUAUCAAGCUCAUGCUGCAAAUUGCCGACGACUACACUCAAGGCUUCAAGAUCUUGGUGGAUGCGUACGGCCAGAUCGCUCAGCAUCUUCCCCGCCUUGAUCGCUUCGCUUCUGUAUUUGCAGACCAGCCUGACUUCCAGGCGGUGCUUGCUGAUGUCUACACUGACUUAGUUGACUUUCACUUGCAUGCCUACAAGCUCCUUCGGCGUCCAGGAUGGAAGCUGCUGUUCGAUGCAAGCUGGCGAGGGUUUCAGGCCCGCUUCAAUGCCAUUCUGCGAGGCCUGAGCGAAAACAAGCGUUUGAUAGACGACGAAGCCAACAGCUUCAACAUUCUGGAAGCCAAAGCAUUCCGAACGCGUCUCUACGCAUCUCUCGAACGUGAAGAGUCCGACCGACGAAUUUGGCAGCUACGCGAUACGGUCGCGUGGCUCGACUUGAAGGGUCUGGAUCGUGAGCAAGAAGAUCUUUUCGAAAGACGAUCACAGGCUCGCAAUCCAGACACCUGCCAUUGGAUACUGAACAACUCUGCAAUAGCAACGUGGCUCGAUGAAGAAGACCAACGUCCGUUCGUUUGGCUUCACGGCAAGCCUGGUUCUGGGAAAACGACUUUGGCCACUUAUCUGGCAGAACACUGCGCUCUGUCUCCAAGCUCCGAUCUUCUCUACUGCCUCUGUUCUUAUGGCUUCGGCAAGGCUGAACAGAACCCUUGUGGCCUUCUGUUGCGCUCUCUCAUUGCUCAGCUACUUAGACGCCAUACCGAUCUCCUCCCAUACGUGUACGACAACUACGUCAAACUUGGCGCAGUUCCUUCGCUCAAGAACAUCAAGGAGCUCCUGUUUCUAUUACUUGAUUCAUUGGGCACCAUAUUUUUGAUCCUUGAUGGCCUGGACGAAUGCGAAGCUAUUCAUCAGAAGCAAAUGUUGGCGGAGCUGACUGCUUUGAGACAGAUACCAGGCAACCGUCCCUCAGGUGCUGCGCGACUGAAGGUUUUGAUCUGCUCUCGCGAAACUAAGGACAUACAGCGAAAACUCAUCAAAGUCCCCACAGUAUCACUCAGUAAGCAGCAGUUCGUGGAUCGUGACAUCGCAAUAUUCGUCAGGAACAGCCUGCAAGAGCUGGUGGAGAGGUUCGAAGAAGCUAUUGUCCACGAGCUGGAACGAGAUCUUGUCUCCAAGGCAGACGGUGAGCUCUACCCGAAUCAAGUGUUCGAACGUACUCACGUUCAGCAGGGAUGUUUUUGUGGGCACAGCUCGUUGUGGAGACUGUAUUAG
Messenger RNA from Cyphellophora europaea CBS 101466, 1563 nucleotides. RefSeq lists its product as uncharacterized. The record is from RefSeq and is a predicted model, not a curated record. The coding region runs from base 1 to 1563 and encodes 520 amino acids. Lineage: Eukaryota; Fungi; Ascomycota; Eurotiomycetes; Chaetothyriales; Cyphellophoraceae. The transcript has 2 exons.